This is a messenger RNA of Emiliania huxleyi CCMP1516, 863 nucleotides long. RefSeq lists its product as hypothetical. The record is from RefSeq and is a predicted model, not a curated record. The coding region runs from base 16 to 786 and encodes 256 amino acids. Gene Ontology annotation, cellular component: nucleus. The transcript is spliced from 3 exons. NCBI's taxonomy places the organism in Eukaryota, Haptophyta, Isochrysidales, Noelaerhabdaceae.
CCUGCGUUGUCCCCAAUGAGCACCGACGCGUCCGACAGUGUUGCCUUCCACCUCUACCUCGACCCUUCGCAAGACGGCCUCGGCGACGGCCCAGAGCGGCAGCUGGCGCGGUGCCGCGAGGCGCGAGAUGCGUGGGCAGCGCAGCUGCUGCCGUGGCUCGCCAGCCACGUCUGGGAGCGAGAGCCGCUCCAGCUGUGGGUGUGGGACCCUGCCGACUCGCGUACGCACGGCCGUGGCCGCCGCGGCGGCGGCGGCGACGAAGACAGCCCUGCCGAGGAGGCUCACGUGUGGGGUCGUCUCUCGGUGGGCGGUUCAGUGCAUGACGAGUGGGUUGUGGUGGCGGCGCUGCUGCGCCUCACGGGCAGCGAGGAGGGCGUGAGCGCCACGCUGCGCGACGGCGACGGCGAGCUGCUGCUCAUCGAGGCUGCGUACUCGCUGCCCGACUGGCUGACGCCGGAGAAUGCGCCCGACCGCGCCUUCCUGCGGGGAGGGGCGCUCCACCUGCUGCCUCCCUCGCCCGAAGACGAGAGGCGAGGCUCGGCCGGUCCCCUCUCCGCCUCCGAGGGCCUGAGCCGGCUGCGGAGGGUGUGUGCGGGGCUGCGGUGCGGCGCCGCGGUGCGGGUGGGAGGCGUAGCCUCGCGGCCGGAGCUGAACGGGCGGAGAGGCACCGUGGUCGUCGAGGAGAGCGAGGCGGGGCGGCUGGGAGUUCGGGUGGAGGGGCUGGAAGAGGCGAGUCUGCACCGCCGCGGGGAGGAAGCCCCGUCUGCCUGGCUGACCCACCCCUGACGGAGGACCGGUGUGGACUUCUCUCAGGCCCUCUCCCUCCACCGGCGAUCCCUCUCCCUCGUCGCGGAGGGCGCGCC